AUGCUGCGACAGCGGCUGCGGGACGCGCGCCAAGAUGACCUCGCGGAGGCUGCAGAGGUGGCGCGCAGCUUGUACCCGGCCGGGUGCGCAGUGCCGGAGUAUGUCAACGCCCUGCAGACAUGCGCGGCGAUGCUCAGCAGCACGGUGCCCAGUCACACCGUUGCGCGCUUCGCAGAGCACCGCGUUGCGGAUCUCGUCGCGCAGGGCCGUGAAACGGUGACGGCAGAUGAACUUCUUAGUGACUUGAUAGAGCGGCCGCUGUUGGACGCCGUGACACCGCCGCAGUGGUGGCUGAGUGACGCCGAAUGCGCCGGUGCGGCGUCGGUGAAGAGUGUGCGACUUCGUGCGCAGCCGACGCAGAUUCUUAUUGUGUAUGAUUGGUGUGGAAGGCUUCGCCACCGUCGCAUCCAUCUCGCUGGGGUGCUGCACGAAAACGGACCAACAGCACCACUCGCUAAGCGUCUUGCGCGCGUGCACGGCGCCCUGAUAAAGGAAGAGCGGUUCCUCGCGUACCUGCUGCGCCUUCAGGGUCUCAUGAAGGAGUCCGCUGUCCACAGCGGUAAGGGGAGCGCAUCAGACGCUGUUUUGACUCAAACCCAAGGNUGCGCCUUCAGGGUCUCAUGA
Trypanosoma grayi is the source of this 624-nucleotide messenger RNA. RefSeq lists its product as hypothetical. The transcript has a single exon. The record is from RefSeq and is a predicted model, not a curated record. The coding region runs from base 1 to 624 and encodes 207 amino acids. Lineage: Eukaryota; Euglenozoa; Kinetoplastea; Trypanosomatida; Trypanosomatidae.